Messenger RNA from Dromaius novaehollandiae (emu), 6248 nucleotides. It is a transcript of the gene FBXO28, whose product is annotated as F-box protein 28. The transcript is spliced from 6 exons. Gene Ontology annotation, molecular function: protein binding. NCBI's taxonomy places the organism in Eukaryota, Metazoa, Chordata, Aves, Casuariiformes, Dromaiidae. Bases 333 to 1187 code for a protein of 284 amino acids. The record is from RefSeq and is a predicted model, not a curated record. Gene Ontology annotation, biological process: protein polyubiquitination.
CCCCGGUCCCGCAGCCCCAGGGGGCCCCGGCGCCCUUGGAGCAGCCGCCUCAGAGCAACACGCUCGUGGGGCUGCCCAUCGUGGCGAUCGAGAGCAUCCUCGGCUUCCUGUCCUACGACGAGACGAGCCAGCUCCGCCUGGACGAAGUAAAGAACGUUUCCUGCUUAUGAUGAUUGCCGCCAGGCAAGGCAAGACCAUGGUCCCUUCCCUGCACAAAGAAGCACUCGCUAUACUUCACUGAGCAUAAUGCCUUCUGCUAUUCCUGAUGUUACUGCAUUUAAAAGCAUAAAUGAAGCAGCUGACUGGUUAAGCAGAGAAGUAGAUCUAAACUAAUGGAGACUAAACAAGUUUGUAAGCGAAUGGACUUGGUUUGCCAGCGAAUGUUAAAUCAGGGAUUUCUGAAAGUGGAAAGAUACCACAACUUGUGUCAAAAGCAAGUUAAAGCUCAGCUUCCAAGACGGGAGUCAGAAAGAAGAAAUCAUUCAUUAGCUCGUCAUGCAGACAUCCUUGCUGCUGUAGAAACAAGACUCUCUCUGUUAAAUAUGACUUUCAUGAAGUAUGUGGAUUCCAAUCUCUGUUGCUUCAUACCUGGAAAGGUAAUCGAUGAAAUUUAUCGUGUACUAAGGUAUGUAAACUCUACAAGAGCUCCUCAAAGAGCCCAUGAAGUUCUUCAAGAACUAAGGGACAUUUCUUCCAUGGCUAUGGAAUAUUUUGAUGAGAAGAUUGUUCCAAUACUGAAAAGAAAGCUGCCUGGGUCAGAUGUAUCAGGACGUCUCAUAGGAGCUGCCCCAGUUCCAGGGCCUUCUGCAGCACUAACAACAAUGCAGCUAUUCUCCAAGCAAAACCCCUCAAGACAGGAAGUCACCAAACUCCAGCAGCAAGUGAAAACAAAUGGUGCGGGUGUGACAAUGCUAAGGCGGGAAAUCUCAGAGCUUCGCACCAAAGUGCAAGAACAACAGAAACAACUCCAAGACCAAGAUCAGAAACUGCUAGAGCAAACCCAAAUCAUAGGUGAACAGAAUGCCCGAUUGGCUGAGCUCGAACGCAAACUGCGAGAGGUGAUGGAGAGUGCAGUAGGAAAUUCCUCAGGUUCUGGCUCAAAUGAAGAAUCUCCUAGAAAACGGAGGAAGGCAACUGAAUCCGUAGACUGUCCUAGGAAAUCUAAACGCCUUCGAAACAGAAAAUAACUUGGGAGAAAAUGACGCCUUCAGGAGGAUACACUGCUUUAGUAGCCCAAGCAGAUCCCUGCUUGUUUGGAUACUGUGACUAGUUUCAUGGUGUCACUUAGGCUGCUGGCUCUUCAAAAUACCACUUAGACUUGAACAGUAAUUUUCUUUCAUUGAGACUUUUCCCCUGCUUUCUGUCUGGGUGGGCCUAAUUCACAGGAUCUUUAAGAUUUGCAAUAGAUACAUACUAACCUGACCUGCUCUAUCAUGUUUUGAAGGGUUAAUCUUUUUUUCUGUGCAGAUGUGUUUAAAGUAAACUUAUUUGUGUUUAUGCAUAUAUUCACAUAAAAUCUUAAAUAAAUCCAGUCUUAACUGACUAGAAAGUUAAGCUUACAAACAGAUGUCCUGUUCACUUGAAGAAAAGACCCACUUUUUAAAUCUUGUUUUAGAGAACUUGACCUUUUUUGUUACAAGUGACCUUGUCUGGAAUGUCUGAAAAGUAGUUAAUACUUUUUUGGGAUCUAUGUAAUGAGUAAAACUGACUUCUUAAGCUAUGGUAUUGGCUAUAUAUUUUUGUAAACUUACAAGGAAGGGCCUUCUGUCCGGUCUUUACAUGCACACACCCUAGUUCUAGGUCUUGGGAGCCAUAUUCUACAUUUGCAUGGAUAGGUGCAUGUACUGCUUAGCCUGCUAAAAGCACUUGCCUGAAGUUGUUCUUAACUCUGGAAGAGAGUAGAGACCUAUAAAGCAAAUCUUUGUUCCUCAGCCAUAACUUAGCAUCUGCUUUCAGCACAACUGCUUUCUUACAAUGAGGUGGUCUUAUGAGGCUAGUUGCAAGAGAGUUUGAAGCCAGGCUAUCUGCCACUUUCACUGCCUGUAAAUUGCAGGUACUGUUAGCCAAAGCUUGAGAAUUGAGAAGCUGCCUAUGCGUCACUUUGAUUCAUAGGCCAACAUCAGUAAGUAUUAGACAAACUGUCCCUACAGUAACCGAGCUCAGUGGGACACCAUUUGAAUGAAAUGCUGUAUUAUGGAAAAACUUAAACUAUUUUGUGUGUAUGUGUUGGGGGGGAUGUGUGGAGAUUUCUCUGUAAUACUGAUGACAAUAUUCUCUUUCCUUAUCCUAAAAGGUAAAUCACAUCAGACAAAGCUUUAAUUUCUUUUGCACUUCUGUUUUGAGCUUGUAACUGGAAAAGCAUGUCUUGCACUGUUCAGUCUCUCUGGUCACUUUAACAACCUCAGAGUUGUGUACAGUGAUUUUUUUCCCCCGUCUGUAUAUUUUUGGAACCUUAUACAAAUACCAUUGUCCUUGUUUUUGUUUUAAUGUACUAAACUAUGUAGCUUUAUCAUUUGACUUAUGUUUUCUUUUUUUAAUCAGCUGCUGCUUUGGGUUUAGGCGGUACUGAAUUCAACUUGGUGUGGCACUAAACACGCAAAUGCUGCAGUUGUAGCUGUUUAAAAUAUUGAUAAUAUUAUAGUGGGUUAAAGCGCAAAUUUCUCAUGUUUUGUAUAGCUGUCAGCAUAACAUAGUGGUUGUAUUUGUCACCAAACAAAUCAGGAAUUAUCUGGUCAAAUGUUCUAGAAUUUUAGGAGAACUGACAUUUUUCCUGAAACUUAAGCUUCAAGUUUUGCUUCUAAAACAUAUUAGCUCAUAUCAGAAACAACACUGCAAAACAUCAUUGCAAAUGUCUAAUUUUUGGCAGACAUUUAAUUUUGAAAUAAACUUGUUUGUUAGUUUGAGGCUUUUAAAAAGGUAUGUUUCUUUUUAAGCAAAGCAUCAAGCAAAUGAUUAAAGGUUAUCUGGGGGAAAGGUUAAACUGGUAAUGGACCAUAUGCUGUUAUUGGUCUUCCAUAGCUCAUAAAUUUUUUACUGUUACAGACCUCUUGAAUAUAGAUAUCAGCUGUUCAGUUAAAAAUACUUGCAUGUGCCUUCAUCUUUUAAAAAAUAAUUUUGAAUGAUUCUAAGGGUCAGCAUGAUAGCUGUAAUUCACUUGUACCAAAUGAUACACAGUACAAAUUAAUUUAAUGGGCUUAUUACUUUACCAGAUAUUUGUGGUUAAAUACUUCUAAACAAGUAAAAACCUGUGAAGUGCAUUUGUUGAAAAGGUUUAUUCAGACAUCUCUAGAAUCUUUCACUUUAGUUUCUUUAUGAAUUUCUAGAAGAUGCAAACAAAUUUCCCCCUCCCCAGUAUACAAAUAGUUUUCAGGUUAAUUAGGAGUAGCAUUUAUUUAUGUUGGUGAAUCUCUAGCUAUGUGUACACUGAGAUGGAGAGAAGAAUAGCCUAUUGUGAUAUGAAAUGUUCUCUGUGAACAGUGCCAAGUUGGAACCUUCAGCUCAAGGAAGUACUAUGUGCUGCAAGUUAGCAGGUGCAUCCUGACCCUCUGCAUGCUGCCAAGUACAGUAAAAUUGAACCAGGCCCACCAGACUUAAUGGGGAGGAGGGAGGGUUACAAGCUUCGAGAAAAGCCAAGUAUACAACAGAGCUACACCACUUCCUGGGGAGGGAGGGAGGGAUCAGUAUUGAUCAGCUGUCCCUGGAAGGACUUUCAGACAAGAGUAUGCGUCAGUGGUAUAGAAUGUAGAAAACAGAACGAACUAAUAGUUUUGAGAAAAUAGCUGCAAUGUUAACUUUUGACAUCAUGUUGUCCCUAAAAAGGGUGCAUUUUGCUAUAUAUAAACAAGUUGACAAACAGACUGAAGUAAAGCUAAACCACUUCUAAAUUUAUAAAUUUCUAUGCAAGUUUACAUUGCUUAGUAUACCAACACUGAAAAGUACAGUGUUAGAUUAGGCUGUUUACGGGAGAACCUCAAACUAGUGAGACUAAGAUGUAGCUUACAAAGUUAUACCAAAAACCAUUGUAUUUGCAAACAGCUAUCACUUGGUGUUGUUCAGUUUUUGUACAUGUAUCAAGGGCUAAAACUAAACAGCUCAGAGUUGAAAGAAAAAGUGAUAGUACAGAUAGACACUAACUACCUUCUGUAGUUACUAUCUUACAUAGCUUAAAACUGUUUCUAAUACUGAGACUAACGUUCCUUCUUUUGUAGCUUCUUUUACUUUUUCUAAAAACAGCAGCUUUCUUCACAAACUGCUUUUUGCUUCAUAGUAGGCGCUUUUUUUCCCCCAGAAGUCUGUAAAAAUCAGAAGUCUAUAGUGUAUCUGAUGAGUAUGGUGAAAAUAGUAUCAAGAUACUCUAAAUGCUGCACAGUGGUACUUUUUUGAGGGCAAGCUGUUUACAAUCACCUCUCCCCAAAUUCAACAACUUGUGAUUUUUGUAUGAGUAUAUGUAAAUGCAGUAUGCAAGCACCUUCUGAACUGGGGCUAACAGAAUGCAAUAGGUGGAAGCCCUGAAGUGAGAAAGACUACCUGCUUAACAAGAGAAAUUUCUCAGAUUGAAGAACAGAUAGAAACUAAUGGUAGAUUCUUAAAUAUCUGAUACUCGCAGCAUAGCACAUUAACUUCAUAAUAAAAGUUCAUUAAUGUUAUGAGGAUGUCUUGACGUAAUUUCUUAAAAUAAAAGGUAAGACUGUAUUGGACAGAACCUUAGUUGCCCUUACUGAGAUCUUCUAACAGUUAAUUAUAGAUAAGCACUAAGAUUGCUUAAGGUAUUUUCAGCACCAAGGGCCUCUUGAAAAUAGGAUGGCUUAGGAUGUAGUCAUACCUGUCUUCAGACAGGGAGAGAAUUACAUAAUAUCUUGGUGCUCCUGCUGAUUUUAAGAAAGUAAUUGGCAAUUCACAGUGAUAGAUUAUUCUUAGAUUCAGGAGUAAAUUGUUUGGACUAUUUUAUGAUAAUGUGUCUGUGAGCUGUGCACUGUUCUGGUACUCUGCAAUUCCGUUCUGUACUACUUUGCACUGUACCUGGACCGGCUCGUUUGUCAGUCUGCUCUCUGCUCUUCCAGAGCUGGGCUUCGCUUUCCUGGUUAAACAGUGACGUACUGCCAGAUCCAGUUUACGUGUGACUGAACACUCUAGCAUUCGUGUUCUAGCCUUGUGCUGGCUGAAGUCAUACUGAGGUCCUGGAUCUAUUUGUCUUCUGAAGGGAAAAUGUCAGAUACAAAAACUGUUAGCUUACUGAAGACCUGAUAAAUCUGGAUUUGUUACAUGAACUGCUUAAACCAUGAAGACUCAGUGAUUAAACAGGAACAACAAACUUUUCUGCACCUCAAGGAAUUCUCUUACCCUUGGGCAAUUACAUUUCCCCAAACCUUCCCAUUUAAUAUUCUUCUCAGUUGUUUAAGCCUUGGCAUGUCUAGUUUAUAAAUCUGGGAUCUUUUGUUGAGUUACCGUACUGAAACUUGUAAUUGUUUACCAACAUGCACAUCAGCAGUGCAGGAAAUCUGCCUCUUGUCUACUGAACUCUGGUCUUACACCUCUCCUCCGUGCUCCUAGUGACCAACUGCAACCUUCCUUAGCAGUAGAUGCACCCACUCUUUUGGCAGGAUCACACCAAUGGAUGAGAAGAUCUUUGGUGCAGUGAUGGACAGCAGUGCUAAUAUUUGAACUACAACAAGACGGGAACAUUUUCAGAAACAUAAUGUACAGUGUUUAGAGUGCAGUUGAGUGAAACACUUGUGAUCCUGGCAAUUUUUCAGACAGCUUCUGCACUGCUACCAAACCCCCCCCCACACACACACUUCCUGGUUUAUUGUGAAACAGUCACUGAGCAACAAGUAAAACUGAAGAUCCCUUGCAAGGAGAAAACGCCUUGAUGAAAUCUAAACGUUUAUUUUACCUCGGUGUGAGGUAAGAUUUGAAAUCCUAUGCUGCACCUGUCCUCAAAAAGUACAAAAUUCAGAUUGUGUGACUAAGCAGGGAAAAGCUGUGAAUAGUCUUAUUUUCCAUGUAUUCUCUAUUUGGUCCUUUUUUACUACUAAUCCCUUCAAUGCAUGUAAACAAAAAUAUUACCGAACUGUUAUCUUUUACGGUUCUUGUGCUUUGUCCAUUACUUCAGAUUGUAACAUUCUCAAGGUGGGGACUGUAUUUCCUUUGUGUUUGCACAAUUGCACAUGGGGCUUUUGGCAACUAGUACAUAUAAGCCUUUUAUUAUUGGUGGUUAUUAUUAAUAAAUUUAAAGUGAUUCAUCAUGA